Molecule: messenger RNA, 3229 nt
Organism: Leptidea sinapis
Lineage: Eukaryota; Metazoa; Arthropoda; Insecta; Lepidoptera; Pieridae
Gene: Patj
Product: patj homolog
Exons: 12
Coding region: 167-1636 (489 amino acids)
Molecular function (GO): protein binding
Source: RefSeq, a predicted model, not a curated record
ACAGGACUUGGAUUCGGUAUUAUUGGAGCUAGAACAAGCGGAGUCAUUGUUAAGACUAUUCUGGCAGGAGGGGUGGCCGACCGCGACGGUCGUCUCAAAUCCGGAGAUCACAUACUACAGAUUGGUGAUACUGCUGUCGAGCCCCGAGUCCCUGGACCGUUACCUGAUGGAAGCAGGGUUCGAGCAAGUGUUUCACACUCAACCGACGCCGCUGCCCUCCAGCCAGAAUACUUCCAGGUUCAUGUUUGAUGCAUGUAUCACACCGCCGCCGACCGCUGAUGCUGAGUCUCCGGAAGUGGACCGAUUCACCGUUCAGUUGAAGAAAGAUGAAAAUGGACUCGGUAUCACGAUUGCAGGAUAUGUGUGCGAGAAGGAGGAGUUGUCCGGGAUAUUCGUGAAGUCAGUGACGGCGGGUAGUGCGGCCGCCCAGAGUGGGCGCGUGCGAGUCAACGACCGCAUCGUGGCUGUCGACGGAGUGUCGCUGGCGGGCAAGUCCAACCAGCGGGCGGUGGACGCGCUCAAGCAGAGCGGCCACGUGGUCACACUGGAGCUCGAGAGGUACCUGCGCGGGCCAAAGUUCGAACAGCUGCAACAGGCGAUAGCGGCCGGAGAGAGUGCAGCCGCUGCAUCGCACCACAACCCCUUCCUGCACAUGCACCGCGACGACCGCGACCACGGUCACGACGACCACGGUCACGACGACCACGGCCACGUGCCCACGAUCAAGCCAGAAAAUGAUGAUUUAGUUGGUGAGCCAGCAAGCCCACCUCCACCCGCAGCGUCGCAUCGGUCUCAGCCGUCGUUUGAGAUGCCCCGGAGCCAAGAACAAAAGGACGCCAUCAAGAAGAAAUGGCAAGCCAUACUCGGGGAGGAUGUGGAGAUAGUAGUGGGCGUGGUGGUCCGCGGCGGGGGGGGGCUGGGCAUCUCCCUGGAGGGCACCGUGGACGUGGAGGGCGGCCGCGAGGUGCGCCCCCACCACUACGUGCGCUCUGUGCUGCCCGAGGGACCCGUGGGCCGCGCCGCCGUGCACCGCCCGGGAGACGAGCUGCUGGAGGUGAACGGCCACAGGUUGCUGGGCAUGAACCACCUCGAGGUGGUCUCCAUCCUCAAGGAGCUGUCCAGCGAGGUGUGCAUGGUGUGCGCUCGGGCGCGGCCUCCGCCCGCGGACCUGGCGCCGCCCGCGCCCACGCUCGUCAAGGCGAAAUCUGACGGCAGUUUGGCUGGCGCAGGCGCAGAGGAGGGCGCGACACUGAGCGCGGGCGGCAAGGUGCGGUCGCGGAGCCUGGAGCCGCUGACCGGCCUGGCCAUGUGGUCCUCCGAGCCGCAGGUCAUAGAGCUGGUGAAGGGCGAGCGCGGGCUGGGGUUCUCCAUCCUGGACUACCAGGACCCGCUGCGGCCGGCUCACACGCUGGUGGUGAUCCGCUCGCUGGUCCCGGGCGGCGUGGCGCAGCAGGACGGCCGCCUCAUCCCCGGCGACCGGCUGCUGUUCGUCAACGACCAGAAUCUGGAGAACGCGAGUCUGGAGCAAGCCGUGGCCGCGCUGAAGGGUGCGCCGCGCGGCGUCGUGCGUAUCGGAGUGGCCAAGCCGCUGCCGCUCGCGGACACGGGCCGGAGUGACAUGCCGCCCACUCACUAGCCCCGCCCACGACACACGCCCAUACCACGAGGCCCGGCUUACACCAAAGAGGAGAUGAGAAGAGAGUAGCUGCGAAUCGGUUAGGUUAUUUCCACCAAAGUGGAGAUGAGAAGUGAUAUCAGUCAACUGAUAUCUACGAAAGGAAGACAUCCUCCUUUUUUUGAAUUAAAAUACAUCGCUAAACUACUAAAGUCGGUUAAAAAUACGGAAGGAACGCCUCUUGUAGUCACGAUCAGUGAAUUAAAUAAACGACGCUUUCUGGAGGUUCAAAGAAAAAUGAGACAUCUCCUCUCCGCUUAACCCAUUUCCACCGAAGCUAAGCGGAGAGGAGAUGUGGAAAUAACGAAAUCUGAUUGGUUAUCAAAACGCAUCUCCUCUCCUCUCCGCUUUGGUGGAAACCGGGCCUAAGUCGCCACCCUAAGGACAUUAUACUAACAAACUUGUUGAUUAGGUGGCAUUCUGAACACUGAAUCGGAUGUGUUCACACAUCGAAUGGUUUUAAAUAUAUUCCUUUUAAUAUGAAUGAUGUCUGCCAUUCUAAAUCCCGUCCACAGCGUUAUUGGAUUUCAAACGCCGCAACAAAUAGAAACAUUCAUUUUAAGAAUUGAUCGUCCGGUGUAAGUACACACAGCUCGCUACAAAAAAAAUCUUAGAAAGAGGAAGAAUAAAAGUGUUCAGCCGUCGACACUACAUUUCACUGUCACUACACUUACCGGUGGGAGGUUCUUUUGCACAGGAUGCCGGCUAGGUUAUGGGUACCACAACGGCGCUUAUUUCUGCCGUGAAACAGUAAUGUCUUAGCAUUAUUGUGUUUCGGUCUGAAGGGCGCCGUAGCUAUUGAAAUUACUGGGCAAGUGAAACUUUAUAUCGUAUAUCUCAAGGUGACAAGCGCAAUUGUAGUGCCGCUCAGAAUUUUUAGGUUUCUCAAGAAUCCUGAGUGAUUGAUGUAAUGAUAAUGUAAUAAUUGCAAUGGGCAGGGCGUAUAACAUCAGCUGAACCUCCUGCUCGUCUUGUCAAUAGAAAAAACUGCGGAUUGCAAUAAAGUAUUUAUGCUACCGUAGAUUUUAUUAAACAUUUAUUUCUAAUUAAUAUUCAGUGACCCGGCCCCAAUCACAAAUAAUUUGUAUCAUGUUCGGACCGUAGGUACAGCCUGACUUGCUGGGCUGUUCAAAUGUAUUAAUGAGUUUACUGUGUACUUUACUAUUAUAUAAAAUGUAGACUUGAUGUAUCAAAUUAUACUUAAAAAUAUGAAUAUGUUUAUUUUUACUGUAAUUAUAUAGUUUAUUUAAGUUUAGAAAUAAGUUGUAGAACUGCAAAUAAUGUACUUAAUUGGAACAUGUUAUAUGUAAUUAAUUCUAGAAUUUGAAUAUGUAUCAAUCAUUAAUUAAUAUGUCCAGUUCCUUAAAUGAUAUCAAUCUUCCCAUAACUGAACAUUCCAAAUUAUUUCAUUAUUCACAUUGUCACAGUUUCGAUUUUAAAAUAUUUUCCAAUUUGGUUGGUCUCUUGAAAACAGCGCUGCUACAAAAAUUAUAAAUAUUUUAUCAUUCCAUGUGUUUAAAAAUGUAAUAAUGUUUAUAAAUAAGUUAAAUAAAA